Molecule: messenger RNA, 1119 nt
Organism: Penicillium argentinense
Lineage: Eukaryota; Fungi; Ascomycota; Eurotiomycetes; Eurotiales; Aspergillaceae
Product: heme-dependent oxidative N-demethylase family protein
Exons: 3
Coding region: 1-1119 (372 amino acids)
Source: RefSeq, a predicted model, not a curated record
AUGACAACAUUCUCACUGGUGACGCUUUCCAUCCUCGCCCUACUAUUCGUCGUGCGAUAUCGAAAGGAAAUCGUCAAUUGGCCUAUUACUGUCCUCAGAGGGAAAGGCUACGGGAAAGAUGUCGCGCCGGACGACCCAUCCAAUGUCAAGCGGUUGGCACCAUACCCAGCACAGCCCAUCAAGGGCAGAGAGCGAUACCGCGUCAUGAUGGACAUUCGCAAGCUGGAUUCGCAGAAUUGGCUCACCCUCGACAAGAACUACAUGGAAGAACACCGUGUGCGAGAUCAUUUGCUGCGUGAAAAACGCGAGCAGGUUCUACGAUGCUUGCCGGAAUCUCUCGAGGCCUGCCGGGAGGCUCUGGAAGAGGUGUCUGAUUUUCUCUGUCAGCGAUUUCCCAAUAUGUUUCAAAAAGUCAGCCACAACGAUCAAAAGUUCAUUCAAAACUGCAUGACUGGAGAGAGAUUCGAUAUCGGUGGGUCGCCCGCGGGCGAGCGAAACACUGACGCCCUGGAGGCGGCUGUACGACUGACGAUGGAGGAUCUGAGCAUUUUGAUGCUGAAUAAUGAGGGUGAAUAUUACUUGGCGGCAAGUGCCAGUCUGUUCCCAACCGGCUGGACAGUGCAAGAACGCAUCGGAUGGACCAUCUCCCAACUGCAUGCACCGGUACCAUUGUGGCACCAACAGGUGUCGAAUUCGGUCAGCAAAUUCCUGUCCCGUCUCACGUCCAAUUCGCCUAUGGAGCGUUCCAAUUACUUCGUCGAAGUCAAGCGGCCCGACGAGGACCUCUUUGAAAUUCUCUAUCGUCCUGGGGCUCUUUGCGAAAAGGAAUUGAGCAAUCCCUCCCCCGAGCAGAUUAUCAUUCGUCGCGAAAGGCAGACCUUCCGCCGCCUGCCGCGGACUGGUGCCCUUGUUUUCGGCGUGAAGACGUACUUGACUACCCUAGACCAACUGCCGAUGCAAGAAUUGGAGAAUCUGGUCAAGGAGAUGAAAAGCUGGCCUGAGCAUGUGGCCGAGUACAAGGGUAUGAAUGUCUGGAGCGCGAAGGUGUUGGAAUUUUACAAUAUGCGCAUGGCGGCCAGUGGGUUGCAGGAUGAGGUGAAGGAGAAGGUUGAAGUUUGA